Zingiber officinale is the source of this 1665-nucleotide messenger RNA. RefSeq names its product beta-amylase 1, chloroplastic-like. Gene Ontology annotation, molecular function: beta-amylase activity. The coding region runs from base 56 to 1642 and encodes 528 amino acids. Lineage: Eukaryota; Viridiplantae; Streptophyta; Magnoliopsida; Zingiberales; Zingiberaceae. The transcript has 4 exons. Gene Ontology annotation, biological process: polysaccharide catabolic process. The record is from RefSeq and is a predicted model, not a curated record.
GGCCGGACGAGGGUCAGAGCCAGAGCCGAGUUUCCACAGCUCGAAACCGCCUCCAAUGGCCGCGAUCUCCGCUUCGCCGCCGCCGCCGUGGGGCGUCGCGUGCGGGGUCUCCGCCGCCCGCCCCCGAGUUUCCUCCUCCCUCGAGGUCCCGCCGCGCCUCUGCUUGUUUUCCGGCCAGCGACUGCUCUCCCCUCUCCGACUCGUCUCCUCGCGGCUCCACUCCUUGAAGCCCUCAUCAUCCGGCGCCAACGAAUCCCUCGAGGGAUCCUCCUCCUCCUCUUCGUCCUCCUCGUCGUCCGGGGGAGGGGAAUACGAAGUACAGUACGCGCACCCCCCGCCCCCUCGAUCCGGCGAGGGGGCGCCGGUCUUCGUCACUCUCCCGCACGACGCCGUCGGGCUGUCGGGGAAGAUGGCGCGCAAGAAGACGAUGUGGGCGUCGCUCCUCGCGCUCGCGUCGGCAGGGGUUGAGGGGGUCGUUCUGGAGUGCUGGUGGGGGAUCGUGGAGAGGGAAGCCCCGCGAGUCUACGACUGGGGCGGCUACAUGGAUCUGGUGACUUUGGCGAACAAUUGCGGUCUCAAAGUGCGGGCGAUCAUGGCUUUUCACCAACGGGGGACGGGGCCUGGAGAUCCUGGCUGGUCACCUCUACCACAAUGGGUACUAGAAGAAAUGGAAACGCAGCCAGAUUUGGCUUUCUCAGACAGGUUUGGUAGACGAAAUAAGGAGUAUCUCUCUUUGGGAUGUGAUAUUUUACCCGUUUUAAAAGGGCGGUCGCCGUUACAAGCUUAUUCAGAUUUUAUGAGGAGUUUCAAAGAUACUUUCCGGGAUUUUUUAGGAAUCGUAAUAACGGAAGUUCAAAUUGGGAUGGGACCUGGAGGUGAACUUCGAUAUCCUUCUCUUCCUACAGAAAAGUUAACUAAUGUAAGUGCUGCAGCUGAUCUAGCAGAGUUUCAGUGUUACGACAAGUAUAUGUUGGCAUCGCUACAUGCUUGUACAAAAAAUGUCGAUGCUCAUAGUUGGGACUUACUACAAAACCCAAAAGAUUAUGCCUCUUGGAAUACACCUUACGGACAAUUGUUUCUCGAGUGGUACUCGGGAUUGCUUCUUCUUCACGCACAGAGAUUAUGCAUGGUGACCGAUGCGAUCUUUUGGGGCACCAGUGUUAACAUCUCUGCGAAGGUUGCAGUCAUCCAUUGGCGAUACGACGACGCCACUUCAUUCCCAUCCGAAUUCACUAUAGGAUAUUACAAUACGUUAAUCAGAGAUGGCUAUCUUCCGAUAGCUCGCAUGUUCGGUCGGUAUCGGAUCGGAUUGUGUUGCACAUGUUUUGACAUGGGAGAUUCAGAUCAAAGGGAAAAUCGGAAGGGUAGUCCAGAAGGAUUACUUAGACGGCUUCUAUAUGCGGCUAGGCGAUGCAACCUUCCACUAAUUGGUGAAAAUUUCUUAUCGCGUCUCGACGAUGUAUCCCUCAAUCAAGUGAUAAAGAAUUUUAGGGUUUAUUAUGAUAGUGCUUAUAAGUCGUCUUCGUUUUCUUUUAACUAUGUUAGAAUGGAUAGAAAUCUCUUUCAUCCUCAUAACUGGACGCGCUUCGCUAAAUUUGUGAAGCGGAUGUCAGGUAAUUUGAUUAAAAUUAUUUUAAUUUAAGUCAAAUUCAAUUCAAUUAUUAU